Molecule: messenger RNA, 910 nt
Organism: Haliotis rubra (blacklip abalone)
Lineage: Eukaryota; Metazoa; Mollusca; Gastropoda; Lepetellida; Haliotidae
Product: integumentary mucin C.1-like
Exons: 4
Coding region: 1-852 (283 amino acids)
Source: RefSeq, a predicted model, not a curated record
AUGUCAUUGCGAGAUACAUCAGCCUACAACAACUGUGAAACCAACAACGAUGAAAACCAUUGUGAAAACGGUGCCUACAACAACGGAAACAACCACUGCAACCACUACAAUAAUGUCGUCCACAAAGAACAGACAACCACAAGUGGGACAACAAAACAAGUCUCAACAACAAAGACAUUACCAACGUCAUUGACAUUCGGUUCCUCCACCAACAGCGUUGUUUCCACAACAACUGCAUCGACGCCCACAGAUACUGUUACAACUGCAACAUCUCCGUCCCCGAAACAGCCGACAAGUACAAGCGGGACAACAACACAGACGGUAACAACGUCAUCGACAUUCGGUUCCUCCACCAACAGCGCCAUUUCCACAACAACUGCAUCGACGCCCACAGAUACUGUUACAACUGCAACAUCUCCGUCCCCGAAACAGCCGACAAGUACAAGCGGAACACAGACGGUAACAACGUCUCCCACUAACAACGGCGUUACAACAAACGCAACUGUACCUCAAACAACAAAAAGAACAACAGGAGUGUCCUGCGCGACCUGCAGUGGCCCGAUGUGUGGUUACAGCCCCAUCCAGCCUGUAGUUCAAUGUCCAGGGGAUGCACCUUACUGCAUGAACAGUGUUGAAAACCACCUAGAUGCCUCUAAAACAAUUACGAAAGCAUGCGCUACUGUGGAGGAAUGUAAGACAAAAUGGUGGCACCAAACCUCGGACAGGAGCGAGUGCACGGGUCUUAACGUAGCUGUUCCUGUAAAUGACGACUUUACAUGCCACUUCUGUUGCGUCAAAGACAACUGCAACAAACCUGUAGUUCCUGCUCUGGAUUCCCUGUUCCGGGGUUGACCAAGCCGCAAGUCGACAUUCUUGUUAAUGUUGUUUCAAUAAAAUGUUACCGAUGACA